UUUUCUAGGUGAGUUUUGUCAUUCUAACUUUGAUGCCACAUUAACUUAAAACGUAAAAGGGGAAUAGAAUCUCGACAUAAUUAGUAUUAAUUUAUUUAUUUAUGUUGGAAUAAAUUUGUAUUACUUUAUUUUGUUCUCCAAAUUUGGAACUUUUGACCAUAGGUGUUGAUAACUUUCUUUCCUAUAUAUCCUGGGAUUGAAUAACGUAAGACAUAUACAUAGUAUGUCUGGGUGGCUGCUCCAACAACAAGAGUGUUAUAAAUUAUUUGCCUGAAGAAGAAGGUAAAAAAUGGAAACGAGAUUUCUCCUAAAAGCUAUGGCCGUUCCAAGUCCACAGGAUGGGUUCAUACCAAUUGGGAACAGAAAUUGUGUAUAUAAAAAGACCCAUUGGAAGGGAGAUUAGCAAGAAGAAGAAGAAUAAAAAAAAAUGUGUGGUACUUUGUUAAAUGCUAUCAGAAAAGCACUGCCCUGCAAAUCUAAGCCGUCGGAUGUAUCCGACCCAGAGAGAUCAUCUUCUGUGGGAUGUCUUUCAAAUCUCAAAGGCACCACCACAAGGCACAAGGAAAGGGAAUCAAACAGCAGUUCAAAGGUACAAAGAAAAAUUAGUACCAGGUAUCCCAAAACAAACAUUGUUGGCAAUGAAAUGGUCCUUUAUAACCCUGGACCUUCAAGGGAAGGGAAAGCUAGUAACGGUCGUAUGGUUAAGAGUAAGAGUAAGAGGGUUGGUAAUGGUGGUAGAGCUGAAGGCCCUCAUAUGGUGUCACGUUUUAAGAUGGAAAUCCCAUUAUUUGAGCAUUCAAGGGAAUACUGUGGUGGUAAUUCUAGUGUGGUUUGUCAUAUAUGUGGUCAGCAACAUCAGAAGUCUUCUAUUAGUGCGAUUGACUCAAAUCCUGUGUCCAAGAGAUAUACAGUGAGCAAACUACAGGAAGGAGACUCAUCGAGAAAGAUAGUCGAAAUAAUUUGUAGAACAGGGCAAGAUGAGAAGCAACAUAUCAAGAUGGAGACCAUAUUGAAAGUUCACAACAUGCAAAACAUUCUGACUUGGUUUGAGGACUACAGAGAAAUGGUCAAAAUCAAAGCCCGGAAACAUCCCAAGAAAGUUGACCCGCGUUGCCUGGCUGACGGGAACGAACUACUGAGGUUCUACGCCACCAACGUCGCUUGUUCAUUGGGCUCCUCUUCUUCUGGCCUAUGCCUAUGCAAUCUUGACAAGUGUGGAGCUUGUCGCAUUCUGAGAAAUGGGUUUUCGGCCAACAAAGAUUUCGUGGGCAGCGUUGGUAUCUUUGCCACUUCAACUAGUGAAAGAGCCUUGGCUUACGUGGAAGCCCAUUUUAAUAGGAGGAAAGCUCUGUUUGUUUGCCGAGUCAUUGCUGGGAAAAUCCAUAAGUUUGAUCAAGCAUUUUCUCAUUCUGGGUUCGAUUCUUUGUCUUGGAAAGUUGGUCGAAAUAGGGAAGCUGAAGAACUGUUUGUGCUAAGUCCUAAAGCUGUGCUCCCUUGCUUUCUUGUCAUUUGCAAAAUCUGAAAGAUCAAGAUAAAAUAGUUGAAUAACAAAAACCAUGCAUAUCACAUAUGCAUUAAUAAUUAUUGAGUGAGAAUGUAAAAGACAAUGUCCUUUGAACUCUUUUACUACAAUGGUAUUUAAAAAAAAAUAAAAAAAUUAUGCUCUUUGUU
Cannabis sativa is the source of this 1671-nucleotide messenger RNA. RefSeq lists its product as uncharacterized. NCBI's taxonomy places the organism in Eukaryota, Viridiplantae, Streptophyta, Magnoliopsida, Rosales, Cannabaceae. The record is from RefSeq and is a predicted model, not a curated record. Bases 428 to 1522 code for a protein of 364 amino acids. The transcript has 2 exons.